Procambarus clarkii (red swamp crayfish) is the source of this 4455-nucleotide messenger RNA. Its product is annotated as mucin-4. The record is from RefSeq and is a predicted model, not a curated record. NCBI's taxonomy places the organism in Eukaryota, Metazoa, Arthropoda, Malacostraca, Decapoda, Cambaridae. Gene Ontology annotation, molecular function: RNA polymerase II cis-regulatory region sequence-specific DNA binding; DNA-binding transcription factor activity, RNA polymerase II-specific. Gene Ontology annotation, biological process: regulation of transcription by RNA polymerase II.
CCAGAUCAAAUUAAGAGAAUCUUGCAUGGACGGCGAAAGUCAUCAUAUACCGCUUUCUGAACCGAUAUUAAUUCGACCAGAAGAGAUAAAUAGCACCGAGAUGGAAUAUAAUAAGCAGGAGAGAUGGGAAAAGAGAGAGAAAAGCGACGCAGGCGACCAUUUUUAAAUCUCUUUGUGUGUGUGUGUGUGGCGGCGGCGGCGGCGGCGGCGGCACAGCUGAUUGUGGCUUCAGCUGAUUGUGGCUCAAGAUGGUGGAGGUGCAGUAGUGGCGAGGUUCCCGCGCCCCUCUCAACCCUUCUGUGGCGUUGACCAGCUCGCGGUACCGCGAUGUUAUGGAUGUAGGUGGUGGAGGAGGUGUGCCGGCGGGGGAUAUGGUCAGUAUGAGGGGUGACGGUGUGUCAGUGGGGAGCAGUGGGCAGACCAACGGUGUGGUGGUGGUGGGGGCUAGUGGUGUGGGCACUGGGGCUCUCUCUGAUACUACUACGGCCGCGGGGAUACACGCUCCCCACGGCCUGGAGUGCCACUCGAACGGCACCGGCGCCAAUGGAGAUACGCAGUGGAAGGUGGUGCCGCCGCAGGACUCGUCCAAGAUGAGCAAGAUUCGGGAUAUCGUGGAGAACUCUGCAAGCCUGGAGAGCAAAUGCUUGGUGGAGAGCCUCGUUCAGCAGGUUGGCCAGCUGUCGGACGUGGAGAAGUUCCUACUCUACCUCAAACUGCCCGUCGGAAGGCCUCCAGACACCGACCCGCUCAAACAUCCACUGAAUCCCUUGGGUAGCCGCUGUGAAAUACAGUUGACGAUAACAUGGAUACGAACCCACUUGGAGAUGAACAGUGAGGUGUCCCUGCCCAAACGUGAGGUCUACAAUGAAUACAUGCACUACUGCACCCUCAACAACAUCAAGGCUCUGAGUACAGCAGACUUUGGGAAAGUGAUGAAGCAGGUGUUUCCAGGGGUGAGACCACGACGGCUUGGCCAGCGAGGUGCCUCCAAAUACUGCUACUCUGGCCUGCGUAAGAAAUGGGCCCUUGACCCUCCUGACUUGCCUGAUCUCAAUGAUAACAUGACGAAAAAAAAUAUGUUAGGCGUGGAUUGUGUGGUUGAUGAAAGCGAGGUCGAGCGAGCCGCCAGCUGCCUGAUUAUGGAGUGGGCCGAAAAGCUGUGCUCUGUGAAGUUUGAGUGUAUCCGUGACCUGGCACUGCACCUUGUCCAGAAGAACUAUGUUGAUAGCCGAUCCAUGGCCGCCUUCACUCUCCUCUCCGUCGCAGAUCAGAAGCAAGGAGUGUUGGUGAGCAGUGGAGCCGCAGGCGGGAAGCACAGAGAGACGCAGCUUCAGCUACAGCGCAAACUUCAGGAGCGGGAACACAUUCGAGAACAGAAAAGAAAGCUUCAGGAACAGCAACCCACAGUAAAUAAAUGUAAUAAUGAAAGACCAAAAUCUAGACGACGCAGUGGAGCAUCUCGAAAUCCCUCGGGUGAGACUCUAUCAAAUGGAACCUCGGUUACUGCUACAAACAAUAAGGCCAGUCCUGGUUCUGGAGCUCAUCUUCCUACUGCCACCACUAUAGCCACCACAAUCACCACCACCACCACCACUACAACCACCAAUGGCAACUGUGAUAGCUUGACCUCUGAGCUUCCCAAUGGUGCUCAUAACAACAUCACUAGCAUCAACACAAGUAGUGUGCAUGGUAUUGCAUCCAUUAAGCAAGAACAGCAACUAGAUUUUCUCGACUCUCUCACUGAUGAUAAGAUCCUCGAUGCCAAAUCUAAUGUCGAUGGGAAGAAUGGAAACUUUAGUAGUAGUAAUAGUGUAAUAACAAAUGUGGGACAUUCUCAUCAGCCAAUUAGAAGAAAUUGUAGCAUUAGUAAUAUUGUUAAUAGUUUUGUAUCGGAAGUAAAGAAACCAUUGGGUAGUAAAGUACCAAUUCCAAAAACAAAUCCCUCAAAGAAGACGUUCCUCAUCAUGCCUUCCACAGCUCCCAAAACUACAUCCCCUAAAGCCCGUUUUAAAGCCAUCCAGCCUAAGAUGACAGAGAGUAAUCAAGGGUCAAUUACAGGGGGUUCACAGUGGGCAGAUGUUCUCAGUGGAGUGACAGAGGACCUCUCCCAGUCUAGGCCAGAAACUUUAUUAACCAAUAGCUUUGGAGGUUCAACCAUAGUUGAGUCGGCACCCCAGCAUCAUGGACAGAAGGAAUCACAGCAGCAAGGAUUAAAUAAUAAUAACUGUACAAAUAAUCAGGAGGCAGAAGAUGAACUCAUGCAAUAUUUUCACAAGAAUGCAGUGGACUUGGAUGAUGUGCAGAAGUCCAGUCAGUUGUCAGAGUUGCGUAAAUUGUUGCAGAGAAACCUGCCAGGGGGUCAAGCUCAGGGUGGUGUUGGGGGGAGUGCAAGGUCUCUUGUGAAUGAUUCAGAUAUGUUGGAUCAAGAUGUAUCUAUAUCUGGAGGAAUGAGGCGGAGAGUAAGUUUUCAGCCUUCAAUUGAUGGAGGAGAAGCAUUAAACCCAUUGAUGGGUGGUCAAACUGUAGGUUCAGUCCCACCCAGCCCAAAUACUCGUAGGACACAGUUUAAUUUUACUCCAAUAAGUAGUAACCUUGACCAAGCACAGGGUAUGUCACAGUGCUCUAGUGCUAAUGCUAGCCCUUUCAUGUCUCCUCGUAAUACCCCAUUGCCUAGAUCACGACAUAAUUCUGGCCAAACUAGCUCAACCUAUGUGACACCCCGCAGUACACCGUUUACUCCAGAUCAGCCUAAUUACCCAGUUGCUUCAGAAUGCAAUACUCCAUUUAUGUCUCCAAUUACAACACCACUAUUUCCAAGAUCACGCCAUAACUCGAGCCAGAAUCUGCGUACCCCAUACACUCCUACUUGCCGCUCUCGUCACUCUUCGGGUGCUCCAGCAUUUAGACAUGCUCCAUAUACUUCGGAUGAUAUGUCAAGCCGUCGUGGAGGAAAGUUUCGCUCUAGACACUCUUCUGGAAGUGUUCCACCAUCACCCUCUUCUGCUCCUUUGUCUCCCCUGGUGCAGGAUGGUUCAGUACAUCAGCAGCAUGAUUCUAUGAGCUUACAGCUUCCAUCAGCCUCCAUGCUGCACCACAUGCUCAAAAAUAAGCAACCUGUCGGGAGCGGAAUUAAUGACUUGCGUCGUCGCCAUAUGUCUGCUGGGCCCACUAUUCACUACCAGCCUCAACCCCCAGCAUUCCCAGCUGAUCCAUUGGCCCAAGAAAUAUCUAGUGUAAUGACCAACUCUCAGCCAGGACCCAGCGGUGCACCUUCAGGAAAUUCAAACCGACCCCAGUCAGUUCCACUCUUGCAGAUGCUCAACAUGCCAUCGUGCAAUCCAGAAACUUUUCCAAAAUCACAGCCAAACACCCCUCUUGUCAACCAACAAUUCUCAUUUUCUGACUGCUGUGUGUCUCAGCCUUCAUCUUAUGCCCCAACUCCAGUUCCCAGUGAAUACAAUGACUUUACAGAGAGCUAUAAUUUGGAAAUUGAUCCUAUGUUAGAUGUAAAUUUACAAAAUGAUGGUGGUGUUACAGUUGGACUUGACAGUAUGGAGUCUUUAGCUUUACCAGAAAAUCAUUCUGCGGAUCUUUCCACUCUGUCUGAUCCCAUGCAGGUUCCUCCAAAUAUUAAUCCAUUUUCAAUUAAUUACCAAACUGACAAUGGAGGCAUGAGAACCAUGGAUGAGCAGAUAUCUAGGCACGAGCCUACUCUCGGUGGGGGUAAUUGCUGCAUGGACAACCUGAGAGGCCAGCAGGGAGAUGGUGGUGGUGCUCAAGGGCCACUCAUCAGCCCGGCCUCCAUGCUGACUUUGAAUGCACUCAAUCGGUCAGGUCUGUCUCUGGAGAAUGUGAGUGGUGGUGGACUGGAGGAAGACUUCCAGCCCACUCUUGGCGACCUGGGUGACCAGGAGGUGUUCAACUCUCUGGUGCUGGAUGUUAACAAAGACUGACAUCAGCCUGCCACAUGGGCAAAGUAUCUGACUUAAUAUUUUAGCUCAGUUGGCCAACUAUUAAUCAGUAUGGUUUUACCCAACAGUACAUUCACAGUGUACUCAUAUUUAGUCGAUGUGGCACAUUGAAACAUACUCAAACACUUAUGCAUACACUCUUAUACCUGGAACUUAGCCUCACAAAACUUUGUACCUGUAACAUAAACAAGGGCAUACAGGAUUCUCCAGAUUAGGCCCGAAUUUAAUGAAGACAAUAUUGUGUGUUUCAUCACAAUGGCAUUUUGGCUUAAAUUUUUGCUUAUAUCUAGAAAAUCCGGGUAUUGGUGAGGCUAUAAUAUAAAUUUAUCGGCAUGCACAUUGACAUUGGUUAAUUUUUUUUAAUAUUGGGCAACCUAGUAGAUUGUCUGAGUCAUCACUCAGGCAAGUGAUCUCAAAAAAAUUGAAUUUAUCUUGCAUAUAUUGGAACUCGCCACAAGGUGAAUAACAAAAUUAUUUAAUUUAA